UCGCCGUGGAGGCGAGACCAUGAACGAGACAUAAAAACGAUCAGUUGUCAGUCGCGCUCUGUUCUUUGUCGAUGUUGUUCUACGUGCACGAGUCCUGAUAGUACCUGCCUCCAGGGGACGCUUUUUAUUUCAUCUUUGUUGACGUCCAGGAUCACUGCAGCGUUUCGGCAACAUGGCGUACACGAUAAAUCAAUUGUUCCACACGGGGAUGUUCCUGACAUACGCGUUCACGUUCUACAGUGUGACCCAACUCAACAUACCCUCGUUGAACGAUGCGUUUAAAAAGUUUGAUCCUGGACUAUUGAAAUACUUGACAAUGUGGGGCGUGAUCAUUCAAGCAGUAUUCUUCUUGAUAUGCUCGUUGAACGACUGGUUCGGCACCAAUGCCGUGAGUCCCAAGAAACCACCGUUUUUACGCAAACUAAAGGAUUUUAUGCACGCGGUUUUCAGUUUCCCGGUCGCCAUGUUCGUCGGGGUAACAUUCUGGUCUCUGAUGUUCGUGGACCGCGAAUUGGUAUUUCCAAAGGCCAUUGAUCCUUACUUCCCAUGGUGGUUGAACCAUCUGAUGCACACGAUGAUCAUGGUGUCGACCUUGUUGGAGACGAUUCUGACGCCAAGAAAAUACCCGUCCCGAGCGAAAGGAGUCUCUGGUCACUGCCUGUUUUUAUUGGCAUACUUAAUUUGGAUGCACAUAAUCUAUUAUAAAAGCGGCAUCUGGGUGUACCCGGUCAUGGAAGUGCUCUCAACUCCUGCGCGAAUCGUGUUCCUCUCGACGAUGUUUUUGUUCAGCACGAUGUUCUAUUUUAUGGGAGAGACGCUGGACAACUUUGUUUGGGGUAACGAAUACACUAAACACAAAAAGUCCCAUGCCAAGAGCAAGUAGCCUCGCUCUGUGAUUAGCUACCGACUUCAUCGUAUUCUAUCCCCUCUAAGGUGGUGGUGAAUAAAACAAAAUCGGAUGAAACGUUUCUCAAACCCUUCCCUCCCCCCAUACUCUUACCGUAUAGCAUGCAUUAUUCGGGUAAAUAAUUUGGAACCCGUAUUACCAGUAACGUGCAUGCAACAGAGCGCGCGUUUUAUAAACAAAGUAUUCGAGAAUAACGCGGUGUCGUUAACCUGCGAGAGGUUUGCGUAGCUGAAGCAUGUAGGUGAUGAUUUCUCGCGUGGCUUGCGUUUCGCGUCCGUUGCAAAAAUGGGAGACUAAUUGUAAAAUUCGACACUUUACGCUGUACAGUGCCUGAUAUACAUAUACACGCUGAUGUAAAUAAAAAUACACGCACAACAAUACACACAGCUACAUUUUGUACGCUCGACGAGCCUUAGUUACCGGUAGCAAUGAAACAAUCAAAUAAAUAAAUAAAACAACAAGAACAAAAGGAAGACACGUGGUGCACGGAAAACAAAGAAACAGCGAACUGUGGUUGCGUAUGAGGAAUACAUGUAUGUCCGCGUAUGCCAGAUUCGUUUCCUACAUCAUUUUCUCGAAAACUAAAAUCGGGAUGUAUUUGUACCGAGUGUAGGAAAAAAAUACGUAGCUGAGAGUAACGGACCAGAUUUGAAAGCGUAAGAGGAUCCGAGCAAGAGGACCGUGGUUUUGCAGACCGAUCAGAAAAAUGGUUAACAUGUACCUGUUCGUCGAGGGGCUUGUGCAAAGAAGACAGAUUCUUUUCGCCGAGAAAUGCUGUUUUUACGCGACGAAUCGUAUUCACGAAAAAUAAAGUUCAACCCUCUCCUUUUGUACAGUAUACUAAAAUAAGUUACUUCCAUUGAAGAAAAUUGUAGGAUUUAUUGAUAAUCUUUGUUACACCUGGACGAAGUUGAAUAAAAUUGUUACAUUCGA
Hylaeus volcanicus is the source of this 1840-nucleotide messenger RNA. RefSeq names its product androgen-induced gene 1 protein-like. The coding region runs from base 173 to 883 and encodes 236 amino acids. The transcript is spliced from 5 exons. Gene Ontology annotation, cellular component: membrane; endomembrane system. The record is from RefSeq and is a predicted model, not a curated record. NCBI's taxonomy places the organism in Eukaryota, Metazoa, Arthropoda, Insecta, Hymenoptera, Colletidae.